Chelonia mydas (Green sea turtle) is the source of this 6883-nucleotide messenger RNA. RefSeq names its product SPOC domain containing 1 (gene SPOCD1). Lineage: Eukaryota; Metazoa; Chordata; Testudines; Cheloniidae. Gene Ontology annotation, cellular component: nucleus. The transcript is spliced from 17 exons. The record is from RefSeq and is a predicted model, not a curated record. Gene Ontology annotation, biological process: DNA-templated transcription. The coding region runs from base 788 to 5815 and encodes 1675 amino acids.
CAUGCACGUGCACUCUCACAUGGGGGGUGCGGGGCACCCGUGGGCGGAUAAGAUUGAGCACACGUGUGCAGACACACAGCAUGAACGUGCACAGGCCGUCAGAAGCACGACUGGGCGUGCAGGAGGGAGCGCUGGUGUGUAUGAGGUUGCGCAAAACUGCGUGGGGGUGUGGUGCACUUCAGAAAGAAAACAGAUAUCUUGUUAUUUCUUUUAUAUAAUCAUGUGAAAGAAUAAUGUGGGGAAAAGGGCCCGGGAGGAAGUUUGUACGGGAGAACUAAGGCCACGUUUUCACAGUUAUGUGCCUAACGUUAAGCAUCUAAAUCCACACUGAGCCACCUACACAAGUAGUCUGAUUUUCAGAGGUUUGGGGAUCCCACAGCUCCAAUGGGGAACUCAAGUUAGAAAAUUUAGUCUGUUGUGAAGGAGGAGAGCCUUGAGGAGCCGUGAGUGUGUCAAAAUGCACUACAGAACCUUUAGUGUGCAGUGGCCGGGUCCACAUGUUGUCUCUGUAAGUGCUGUGGGGAACAAGUCUGUUCUGCAGGAGUUUUGAAAAGCAUUUCUGUUGCAGUUACUUGAGGAAUGAAGUGAAACCAGAAGUACCUCCAUCCUGAAGAGAGUUAAACUGAAGAGAGCUGUGUGUCCAUCAACUGAUUCAUCAGUUGGCAGCAAAUAAAUAAAUAAAUAAAUAAAAGAAGAGGAGGAGAGCCUCAAACAGUCCAUUAAUCCUAAUGGAGAACCAGAGGUUUCAUGGUGAACAAACUUUUGUCUGAAUGUGGACAGUGAAAACAUGGAAACAUCAAACACGGAAGCAGGUUCCCUUGGCACUGGGGGCCCUGACAGAGACAUAAAUCCAGAAGAAGAAGUGUUUAAGAAAAGGACUGUUGUGGCUGGUGAGGCUUUUGAAAUUCCUAAAAUAAAUGGUGUCAACGAUGAUGAUAACAAUAAAGGAAGCAGAACUGUCCAAAGUGAAACAUGCUUUGAUACUGGUGACGAUUUGGAUGAAAAUUGUAUUAAAGGACUCAGUAGCACUCUACAAAUCCCAGACCUUGAGGCAUUGGGGCAAAAUGAGAAGUUACAUAGCAUGAAAAGCCGUUUGAAAGUCCAAAGUCCAGAAGAAUCAGUAACGUUACAGGGAGCGAGACUGACUGUUUUGAAUGCUGUCAAAACAGAGUUUCAUCUUAAUAAUGAAGGAACCAAACUGAAAGAAUUGUUAAGUCAAAUGGACUUUUCAGGAAAUCUUUCAAACUCCUGGGACCAGGGAACUCACUCCAAGUUGCCCAUCUUUCCUGAUCUGAAAGAGGAGAAAGAGUUGUUCAGCUUUCACCUCACAGCUUGCAAUGAGCAAGUUACAGGCAAGAGAGUGGGAGAAACACAUGCCAGUGACCGUGUUUCAAAUGAAGAGCAGAGUGAACAGUCCGCAGUUACUCUGAAUGUGGUUAACCAGUACAAGGUGUCGUCAGAAAGUGAAGUCAGAGUAUCUGGAGAGGGUUCAUCUUACAGCAGAAGCCCUUAUGUCAGAGAAAUAAAAGCAAAGGAAACAGAUUUUAAAGAAAAGCUGAUUGUGUCUGGUGGGCCUUCUGAAAGUCCUAAGCAAAAUUGUGACAAUGACAAGACGGGAAGCAGAACAAUUCUAAUUAAACCCUGUUCUGUAGUCUUGAAAGACCUCAGGGAUGAGUUAAAAGAAAAAUGCGAAGAUUCUUUAAUAAGCUUAGAUAUUGAAACAGAGUCACUAAAAAUGCAAAAUGAGAGGCAGGCCAGUUUUUCUGACCUUCUGGAAGUUCCUUUACAUGAUGUUUUAGAUAACAACAAUGUUAAAAACCAAAAUAAAAUCAUAAAAAUCCAAAACAUUAAGGCACUGUUGGAAAAUGAGAAAUUGAACAACACAGAAAAGAAAGAGAUCAAAAGUCCUGAAGAAGUAGUCACUUCAAGAGGACCAAAUAGUAUGGAUACAAAGAUUCACCAUAACUCUGAAGAAACCCAAGGAGAAGGGUCAUUUACUCAAAUGGACUCUCCAGAUCUUUCAGAUAUGAUUGAGGAGGGCAUUUUCUCUAGGCUGUCUCUUGUGGAAAAAGAGUAUAAGAGUUCUGCCAUAAAUCUCUCUAAUGUGGAAGAGGAAAGCUCAAGGGCAAAGAGGUUACAGUCAGAUUCUUGCCCUCUGUCCAACAUGACUCCCGAGGUACAGAAGGAAAAAAAUAGAGAAGUAAUAACACCUGUUGCAAAGUUUAGGAAACUCUGGAACAAUCCAGUUAAGCAAUUAGGAAGGGAAGAAAUAUCUUAUCGCUAUUUAGUGAUGAAUCCAAAUAGAAAAGGAUUUAAUUCUAGACUUUCAAGAAGACUUUUUACCAGUAAUAUUAGUCAGUCCAGCAGGAUUAUUCUGGCACCUGGGAACACUAUGCCGACUGAGGAUCUUCAAGGAAUUCCAGUAGAAGGUACCUCCACAUAUUUGUCAGUCAGCAAGACAGAAAAUGUGUUUGGUGAAGGAAAGUCCCGUAAUAGAUCUCUCCUGCCUGAUGAGAGUGAUAGUAGUGAACACAUACACGUCACAGUCUGUGAACCCAGCUGCAUUUCACCACUUGUUGUGGAAAAGUUUGAGGCUAAUCAGAAGGGUGAGCUUCUUAGUGCAAUGAAGAAUCACAUGCCCAGAGUGGAAAGUUUGGUUCAGUAUUUCUUAGAGGAAUCAGCUGAAGAAGUUUCCCAGGGACAGUUCAAUGUGGAUGAACAGAAAUCCUUAAACCAAGGAAACUUCAAAUCCAAUAAUGAAAGUGAUGAUAGUUCUUGGUUUCUGAUGGAAAUUGCGGAGGACUUAGAUAAUGUAGACGUUACGAAUGUCGCUGAUGGACAAAAUAAGGCUGUGCAACAGGAGACUAGAGGAGAGGAUUUGAAUCCUAGUAAGGUCACCGUGCAGUCACAAAGCAUGGAGGUUCCAGUGUCAGAGAGACACAAGGCAGAAAGUCAUUCUCGCUCCGAUGACAUAAACAAAAUCAAGCAAAAUGGUAUUAAAAAAAGCACAGCUCCUCGUUGUCUUGAAUCAGACAGAGAUGGACAAAUUAGUUGUGUAGAAAAAAAAGUGGCUCCGGAUUCAGCCAAAGAAACCUGUCUCACAGGGGAGGAAGAGGGCCCUUUGGUUCAUCAGUCACAUGGUGUGCAAAUUGUGUAUUACAAAAUGUCUGGGCCAGUAGUUGGACUCCUUGGAGUCCCUAGCAAGGCCUGUAAGCCAAGGAGACUGCAGAGACUGGUAGAAUUGGAGGAUUCUUCAGAUGAUGAGACAUGUGUUUGUUGCCAGCCCCCUAAGAAAAUGUCUAGGCCAGUCCUGGGAGUCUCCAGCAGCAAGGCUUGUAAGCCAUGUAAGAUGCGGAGAGUGGAGGAAUUGGAGGAUUUAUCAGAUGACGUAUAUGCUGAUUUCCAGGUUACUCAGGAAAUUAAAGACAGCGAUUACCAUCCAACACUGUAUAAAAAAGAAAUGAAGCAGCUCCUGAAACCAUAUGCAGCACAUGUGCUUUGGCAAAAGCCUUUGAACUCACAUUACAGUAAUGAAAAGAGGAGGAGGGGUAGGAGACCAGCCUCUAAAGAAGCUUCAGCUUCUGUUCAUAGUUUGCAGCUGUCCGAAGAACAAAGUCGAAUUAAGGUCGUUGACUCAUUGCGUGGGAUGCUACAGAAAAGGUUGGAGGAGUCUCCUCAUCUGGAUGUCCAUGAAGAUAUGAUAUUGAGAUUAGCAAACAAUGUGGAGAAGGAAAUAUUCAACCUCUUUCUUUGUGUUGACCAACGAUACAAAAACAAGUACCGCAGUCUCCUCUUUAACCUGAAAGCUCCAAAAAAUAAGCUCCUCUUCCACCAGGUGGUUCUUGGAGAGGUUUCCCCACAGUGUCUUGUUCAAAUGAAUUCACUGGAGAUGGCACCAAAGGAGUUGGCAGAGUGGAGAGCUAAGGAGAGCAAACAUGUGCUGGAGAUGAUAGAGAAACAGGAGCGAGAACCACCAAGGCGUUGCCCCACAAAACUGACCCACAAAGGAGAAAUAGAGAUACACAGAGAGGUGGAUGAGGACUUUACUUUGGAAGACCUAUAUGGAUCAGUUCUAUGUAUGGACAAGAAACGUAUUUCCCAGCCCGCUGCAGAGUCCAAAAGAGACACCACAGACCAGCACAGGAGUCACUUACUGGACCUAGACUGCCUUAUCUGUACAGGAAGGAUGGCUCCUGAUGGUGAGAGAGGUUUUAACCCACCGCAGAGCAAAUCAACCUCAAAGAAGAAGGCAGAAGACAGCUCCAGAAGAUUACAUUCAAGCAGUGUCAAUUCAGACAAAGAGAGAAAACAUCUGGAGAAAGACAGGCCUGCCUCAACCGGCGUCCUCAAGAAGAAUCCAAGGCUACAGAAGCGAGUCGAGGACACUGUGCUGUGGGAAGGAUUCAUUCAGAUGUUCAGCAUUAAACAGUUUGUGGCAAAAGCAUAUCCUGUUUCAGGCUAUGGCACUUACCUCAUUCAAGCGUUACCGGAGCUGAUUCAGUCGAGGGGCUGUAUUCUCCCGGAAGACGUCUGGGAUUAUUUAGAGAGCAUAUGGCCAGCUGAAGCCAAGGAGAUGAGCAUGAUACGAUUCUGCCCUGCCAUGACCAAAGACUUCAGAAUUUACAACAUGCUGUAUUCGUAUUUGAACAACAAACAGAGAUACGGCAUUGUGGACAGCAACGAGAUGGAAAUGUUCAUGGUACCGCUGCCAGCCUUCCAGCCAGUACCUGCCAAAUUCCAUCCACUUGGUGGCCCAGGUCUUGAUGCAAAUCACUCUUGCUUGUUGCUGGGACUGAUUCUGCCAAAGAAAGUCUCAGGCGAUCCCUCUACAAGUAGCACGGGGCCCGGCCUCUUAAGGGAAACAAAAAGAAAGACAGUGACUUUUAAAAAUAACCUUGUGACCAAAUGCUUUUCCCCUCCUUUGGACAGUUCUGGGAGCACCAAACUGGCUGAACCAUUUCAACAGGUACCGUCCAGGGCAUUCACAGGUAAGCGGCUGUCUAGGAACGAGUAUCCUCCAGCAGUUUCUCACAGCCAGGAACCCCUUACAAACAAUAAUAUGUUCGCUCUCAAUACGGCAGUGGGUGAAGUCGUAAAUGGAGGGACAUGCCAUGCAGUAUCUUCUUCACACUGCCAAAACAGAAAGGAGGAAACUGACCAAUCCAUGCAGGAUUGUGCUUUCCAUUCACUUAGCAACUUCUCCUGGAUGGUAGGGCAGUCCUACAGCAUGGCUCAGGAAUCAUUGGGAAGGCAGCACAAUAUGACUGGGGGACAUACGGAGACAUACCUCGCUGAUGCAGGACCAGCCGCAUCACAGAACUGGAAUCACGGACCAUUGUCUUCAUGCUCCUUAUGCUCCCAUGAAUGUGGUGGCAAUGUGGCCCUCGAUGCCAACAUGUUAGGUAUUCAGCAGUUAUCAGGUAUAUUUUAUCCUGGAGUUACAUCUUCUGGUGGAGUUUCUCAGGUGCCAUCUGUGCCCCAUCUUGUUUCCCAUGAACCUUCUGCUACCUCUGACCUCCAAAAUCAUGCUGCAACUGGAGACUCCAGUCCAGCUGUUCCUGUGGAGGAAGCAUUGUCUCUGAUCCAGCAUCUGGAGGCACUGGUGCAGUUGAAUUCACAAAUUCAGAACCAGACUCUAUUUUCACUUCCUUCAUUAGAUCUUUCUGCAGUCCUACAGGCAGCCGCACCCGGGGAAACUCAGAUUGUUGGAGGAUCCGCAUUUCCACCCGUCCAGCAAGAAAGUGGUGUGUAUCCCCAGUCUCAGUUGACCCUUCCUCCCUUUUGUGGACCAGUAUAUCCCCCUUCUGGUUGUUAAUUACUCCAUGCCCUCUAGGGAGCUCCACAGAGAAUCAUUUGUACAGUUGUCUACUCCCAACAUGAAAGCAGCAUAAUCAUAAAGAGUUUGCAACUCAUCUUGAAAGCAUCAACCUCUGGAAUUUAAAAGGGCCUCCCACUAACUUUUGAGAGUUGUGGAUAGGUUGAAACAUGCCCAUAUGGAAAGAAGGCUUACAGAAUUAUUUCACGUACCCUGGGAACAGAGGAAUAAUGAGCAGUGCUCUAAAUACGUCAGCAGCCACAUGCAGACGCCAGAUAUUGAUCAGAAUGGGAGAAGCAGGGCAAGUGUUACAAUGACUCAAUGUAAACUGUUUUCUGGUCACUCUGCUUUGUGUGGCCUUUGAAAAGGAACUUUUGGCCAUUUCCCUGUGCACUUGGGGCGGGGGGGGGGGGGGGAGGGGAGCGACAAGGAAGUACUGUGCGCAAGGAAAGGUGUGUGUGUGUGAGGGGGCAGAUCUGAGGCUUACUGAGAAAUAACGUGCUACUGAAAGAAGUUGUUUUUUUUUUUUUAAUUCCACCCAGUCCUGGUGGUGUUUGGAGCUUUUCCGUGUACUAAAGGUUUUAAGGUGACUAUUUUACAAUUACACCGAGCAUAAGUAGUUUCUCCCACUGGUGGAAAGGGACCUGCUGUUGAGGUGUUACUGGUGUUACCUUCACCAGAAAUGGCAAAAAAUGUUUUGUCUAUUUACAAUACUUACGGUAUUUUUAGAAAAGUUUGGUGCACGAUGUAAGAAUCCAGAUUUUCCAAAAAAAUGGGUGCUGGUUGUGAGAGGCACCUGUGAUGUAGGUGCUGUUAUUUUACACCACACCAUGACAGGUUUUUUAAAAUAUUGUAUUUGUUCUUUGACCAGGAACCAGCACUGCACAGUAACACUUGAGACUUGAGUUCAAAUGGAGGCUGGAUGCAUGUGUGACUUGCAAUCUGAAUCGUAGCAACCAUGGUCGGUUGUUCUAUUUUUAUGUUAUGGAACUUGCACUGUUUAAAAAUGUUCAGAGUAAGAAAAAUAAAGAUUCUUUAGCAGUUAUUUUUUAAAAGAGUCGCAGAGCA